AUGCCGGUCACAGCCAUGCAACAGAUCCUGAUUGAGCUCACUGAUAGCAGCGGGCGUCGGUUCAGUCGUAACGGGCGGACUGGUAUACUUCAGGACACAGAAGACGCAAGAUGCGAAGCCAGGGCAGACAAAUCCAGUGCAGUUGAGAAAAUCCACAACGAGCUCGGCGAGGACGCCAUCAGUACUGAUGAAGAGGACUUGAAGAACCAUGGGUACUCUCAGUAUUCAUCCACCAACAUCGACAGACUUCCUGUGGCCGUGGCGUAUCCACAAUCGACGGAGGACGUUGCAGCGAUUGCCCGGAUAUGUCACGAAUAUAGAGUCCCGAUGAUUGCGUUUUCCGGAGGAUCCAGCAUUGAAGGGCAUUUUUCAGCCCCCUUUGGCGGAGUCAGCGUGGACUUUAUGAACAUGAAUAAGAUCGUCGAGUUUCAUCCGGAGGAGUAUGUAUCCUCGUUGACACCGAGCGACCAAAGGCUCACCACGAACAGCAUGGACAUCGUCGUCCAGCCGGCCGUGUCGUGGGUCGAUAUGAACUACGAGAUCAAGGACAGCGGGCUGUUCUUCCCUGUUGACCCAGGGCCACCGGCUAAGAUCGGAGGAAUGGUUGCGACCAACUGCAGUGGCACCAACGCCAUCCGCUACGGGACGAUGAAUGACUGGGUGAUCAAUCUGACAGUAGUCCUCGCCGACGGUGGGGUCAUCAAGACGCGAAAGCGACCGAGAAAAUCAUCCGCCGGAUACAACCUCAACGGCCUCUUUACCGGCUCAGAAGGCACCCUCGGAUUCGUGACAGAAGCGACUCUCAAGCUGGCGCCCAUCCCAGAGAAGUCUGCGGUCGCGGUGACGACCUUCUCGAGCAUGAGAGACGCCGCGCUGGCCGCGAUCCAGAUAGUGCACGCCGGAAUUCCAGUCGGGGCUGUAGAGAUCCUGGACGACGUGCAGAUGGACGUGGUUAAUAAGAUGGGAGGCACCGGCUCUUCGAUGGGCUCAAGGACCGCGACCGGGCAAGGAAUUCAUGACGCACGAGGUGGACGAGGGCUCGCUGGAGGUGAUGAGGAGUGUCAAGGCGGCGCUGGAUCCCCACUGGCUGAUGAACCCAGGCAAGAUAUUCGACGCUUAGCUGCUACAUCCAGUCAUUGCGUGACCAUAUCGCUUACCUGGAGGAGUCGAUACCCCAGCCAUCACCCGUCAAUGACCUCUCCGGUCCCAGCACCGCCAGUCAGACCUCCCGUCUCUUGUCAGGCUCAGAUCCAGGAACAUUGCGAGCACUAUCCAUCGCCUGAAAGCCCGUCGCUAUCAAAAUCAAUCAGUGGCAUGGGUGCCCCCGCGACCGAUCCGCAACCAGCGACUCCUUCCGCCGCAUCCUGCAAUGUCGCCUGUGCUCCUGGCCUCUCCUCGUUGCUAUCGGACGACUACUCUCUUCCUCCCCGAAAGACAGCCGACUGGUUGAUGAACAUCUACUUUACCAGCUCCCACUUGUUCUAUCACUGGGUGCACAAGGAAAGCUUCCUGGCCUCGUACGACUUCAUCUGGUCAAGUCAGGAUGGCACUCCGUUGGAUAGCUUUCCUGAUGUUGGUGUUGGCGGGAGAAACUGUCCUCCGAUAAUGUUCUACUGUGCCCUGAACGCCAUGUUCGCCAUAGCAUGUGAAUUCUCCAACAUGCCCCCUCAAGAGAAGCGAUCAACGUCGCUCAUGUUCUAUGAGCGCAUGAAGGGACUUAUUAACAUCGACAUUCUCGACAAUGGAAGCCUUGCGCAUGUCCAAGCCCUGUUGCUGGUCGCCAUCUACCUGCAAUGCACGCCGUACCCCAACCGAUGCUGGAACAUCGUGGGGAUGGCAUAUCGCAUAUCGAUCGGGCUGGGACUCCACCUCCGCCGGUAUGGCAGCGACAUGACAAACCUAGAAAAGGAGAUUCGAUGGCGGACUUGGUGUGCCUGUGUGCACAUGGAUAUUAUGGUCAGCAUGACAAUGGGCCGGCCAGCAAUGACCCCCGUUCCUUACAACGUCCCGCUACCGUCUCCAAUUGACGACAAGUACCUGGCGAUGGAGGGGACGGUCGAGCAACCGCCCGGCGAAGUCUCGGGGAAUCUAUUUCUAUACGAAAACACGAGGUUGACUGGUAUUCUGGGCAAAAUCCUGUCGACCAUUUAUCACAGUGCGGAACCAACAUCGGAGCCCAACACACCGCAAAAGGCAGCGUUGAAUCUUCAGGCAGUACUGGAUAUCGACUGUGCUCUGGUCGAGUAUGAACAGUCACUUAAUCCGGCUCUGCAGUGGGACCCUGGCGCCCAGUCGCCACUCAGUGCAGUCCCGCUGUGCAGGCGACUAUCGAAUGUUCUUCAUGCUAGAUUCUUGCAUUUGCGGCUAUUGCUAUAUCGCACGGCGUUCAGUCAAUAUUGUUCGUCAUUGACCAACCAGGGCGAAGUCAACUCGAAGCCAGGGACGCGACGAUGGUCGGUGCUAUGCCGUUCCAAUUGCGCAGCAGGCUGUGUCCAGGCGGCAUGCGACCUGAUCGAAUCUCUAUCAAGGGCGACAAUGCAAGACGCCUCAGGUGCCUGGUGGUAUGGGAUCUUCUACUUGAUCAGCGCAGGGUUUAUUCUCCUCUUGGCGUAUUCGUCCGAUGCGUCUUUCGAAGGGCCGGACAAAGACCACCGAGAUCGCGCAUGGGACCGGUGCAUCCACACUCUGAAUUGUAUGGUCGAUGUCCACCCUUCAGCCAGAGACUAUGAAAUUGCCCUAACUGGGCUAAGGCAAGCCCAGGUACAGAGCACUCGUUCUCCAGCAGAGGCAGAGGCGCAAAGUACGAACAUUGAUUCGAACGGAACCAUAUGGGAUGAACAGAACAAUCAAGUGGAAGCUGGCCCCAGCGGUUUGUACAAUGCCCUUGACCCACUUAUUUCAAACUGGGACAAUGGAAUCGAAGAUAUCAUGUUACCGGCUCAGUUCCUGCAGGAUAUGGGUGAUGGAUUGCUCCUACCGAGCUUUUUCUGA
Aspergillus mulundensis is the source of this 2991-nucleotide messenger RNA. RefSeq lists its product as uncharacterized. Gene Ontology annotation, molecular function: zinc ion binding; DNA binding; D-lactate dehydrogenase (NAD+) activity. NCBI's taxonomy places the organism in Eukaryota, Fungi, Ascomycota, Eurotiomycetes, Eurotiales, Aspergillaceae. Gene Ontology annotation, biological process: DNA-templated transcription; lactate catabolic process. The transcript has 12 exons. The record is from RefSeq and is a predicted model, not a curated record. The coding region runs from base 1 to 2991 and encodes 996 amino acids. Gene Ontology annotation, cellular component: mitochondrion.